AUGCCUCGUUACAACAAAAUUCAGAUUGCCAGCAUGCAAGGCCAAGCUGUCAUUGUAGGACUCAACGAAGUCAAGGUGAUAAAAUUUGGGGAGAAGUCAGUUAUCGGAGCCUCCGAUAUUGACGGAGGCUACAUUAUCGCGCUGGGGAGCAAGCAUAAAGGCAUCAUGGCCCACGUUGACCCCAGCCACGAUGCGGUUGUCACCGCGAUGGAGCAAUUCGAGCAAGCGUUCAAUGAGUCCAGAUCUGAGUUCACGUCUGAAUCAGCGGCGGCGUGUAUCAUGGCCGCGAAGCUUGGAGGCGUGACGGCCAUCAUGCUCGAAGAGACGCUGGACUACAUGAAAGACAAAAUGCGAGAGCUAGAGAUACCCCACGCGGUUUACAAGUACGAUGAGGUCGUUCAAGGAGCCAAGGCGAGCAGUGGCACGGCAUGCAUGGUGGGAAACCGCGUCAAUCCUCGACUUCCUAGCUUUUUCUUUGAGGACCAGCCCAUCGCCUGGAACCAGGCCAUCUAG
Molecule: messenger RNA, 513 nt
Organism: Purpureocillium takamizusanense
Lineage: Eukaryota; Fungi; Ascomycota; Sordariomycetes; Hypocreales; Ophiocordycipitaceae
Exons: 1
Coding region: 1-513 (170 amino acids)
Source: RefSeq, a predicted model, not a curated record